This is a messenger RNA of Rotaria sordida, 1082 nucleotides long. Lineage: Eukaryota; Metazoa; Rotifera; Eurotatoria; Philodinida; Philodinidae. The record is from the annotation of a GenBank genome assembly.
AUGGGCGAGUACUCGAAAUCACUUUCAUCGUACGAACAAUCACUUGAAAUCCGGAAAAUAGCUCUCUCUCCGAAUCAUCCCGACUUGGCUAUUUCCUACAACAACAUCGGUUUGAUAUAUGAUAACAUGGGCGAGUAUUCAAAGGCACUUUCAUCAUAUGAACGAUCACUUGAAAUCCGAAAAACAGCUCUUCCUCCGAAUCAUCCCGACUUGGCUACUUCAUACAACCACAUCGGUAUUAUGUAUACAAACAUGGGCGAGUACUCCAAAGCACUUUUAUCGUACGAACGAUCACUUGAAAUUCGAAAAAUAGUUCUCCCUCCCAAUCAUCCCGACUUGGCUGCUUCCUACAACAACAUUCGUAUCGUGUAUAAUAGCAUGGGAGAGUACUCGAAAGCACUUUCAUUGUACGAGCGAUCACUUGAAAUAAAGAAAAUAGCCCUCACUGAGAAUCAUCUCGACUUAGCUCCUUCCUACAACAACAUCGGUGUGGUGUAUCAAAACAUGCGCGAAUACUCGAAAGCACUUUCAUCGUACGAACGGUCACUUGAAAUAAAGAAAAUAGCUCUCCCUUCGAAUCAUCCCGUCUUGGCUACUUCCUACAACAACAUCGGUAUGGUGUAUGGUAAAAUGGGCGACUACUCAAAAGCACUUUCAUCGUACGAACGAUCACUUGAAAUUCGAAAAAUAGCUCUCUCUCCGAAUCAUCCCUGCUUGGCUACUUCAUACAACCACAUCGGUUUGAUAUAUGAUAACAUGGGCGAGUACUCAAAGGCACUUUCAUCGUACGAACGAUCACUUGAAAUCCGAAAAAUAGCUCUCCCUCCGAAUCAUCCCGACUUGGCUGCUUCCUACAACAGCAUCGCUCUCCCUCCGAAUCAUCCUGACUUGGCUACUUCCUACAACAACAUCGCUAUUGUGUACAAAAAUAUGGGCGAGUACUCCAAAGCACUUUCAUCGUACGAACGAUCACUUGAAAUCCGAAAAAUAGUUCUCCCUCCGAAUCAUCCCGACUUGGCUGCUUCCUACAACAAUAUUGGUAUCGUGUAUGAUAGCAUGGGUGUGUAUUCGAAAUCACUUUC